Gasterosteus aculeatus aculeatus (three-spined stickleback) is the source of this 3000-nucleotide messenger RNA. RefSeq names its product CLPTM1 regulator of GABA type A receptor forward trafficking (gene clptm1). The record is from RefSeq and is a predicted model, not a curated record. Gene Ontology annotation, cellular component: endomembrane system; membrane. NCBI's taxonomy places the organism in Eukaryota, Metazoa, Chordata, Actinopteri, Perciformes, Gasterosteidae.
AUGACGCUUCAAACUGUCGUCUCGCGAGACUCCGCACAGUUUCCCAGGCAGCGGUGUGGCUGUGUGCGCGAUAGAGACGAGGAAAGAUGGCGGAGCAGGAGAGCGAAGCUGCUAAAGCUAGCGCUGGCAACGGCGAGGUAAGCAGCAAUGGGACUGCUGCAACAACAGACGACCAGACUGUGCAGACAACCGAAAAUGCGGUGGAUCCUCAGCAGCAACAGCCGCCUCAACCAGCACCGAAUGCAUGGCAGGUCAUCAAAGGAGUCCUCUUCAGAAUCUUUGUAAUCUGGGCGAUCAGUAGCUGGUUUCGUCGAGGGCCCUCAACUCCAGACCCCAACACCCCGGCUGGGGCCCCUAGAGUACCCAGCAGGAACCUGUUCCCCAAAGACACCCUCAUGGACCUGUAUGUGUAUUUGUCCCAAGACGAAGUGUUUGCCGACUUCAACAACACAGAAGCCCUGUUCUGGUUCCACAGGGACUUGGUCUACGGGGACUGGACAAUUGGCGAGAAAGGGGACGGGUGUUACGAGACGUACAAGGAGCUAGACAUCCCAGAGAGCGUGCAGCAGAACGGUUCCCUUUACAUGCAUGUGUACUUCACUAAAAGUGGAUUCCACCCAGACCCAAAACGCAAGGGGCAGUAUCGCAGACUGGCAACCGUUCAUUCAACACGCAUGCUGAAUAAAUUCAAGCGACGGAAGUUUAUGAAGACCAAGAAUCUGCUAACGGGCGAGACGGAAGCAGAUCCCGAAGUGAUCAAGCGAGCAGAGAGCCACGGCCCAGUGGAGAUCAUCUCUCACUGGCACCCCAACCUCACCAUCAACAUGGUGGACGACCACACCGCCUGGGUUAAGGGUUCUGUUCCUCCUCCUCUUGACCAGCAUGUCAAGUUUGAUGCGGUAAGCGGCGACUACUAUCCCAUCGUGUACUUCAAUGACUACUGGAACCUUCAGAAGGACCACUUUCCCAUCAACGAUACCCUGACAACGCUCCCGCUGCGCCUCUCCUACUGCCCGCUGUCUUUGUGGCGUUGGCAGCUGUACGCUGCCCAGAAUGCACGCUCCCCGUGGAACUUCCUGCCCGAUGACACGUAUGAGCAGUCGGAUGACGACCAAGACUCUGUUAAGGUGGCCCUAUUGGAAACCAACCCGUACCUGCUGGGACUCACCAUUGUUGUCUCUAUUGUGCACAGCAUUUUCGAGUUUCUUGCCUUCAAGAAUGAUAUCCAGUUCUGGAACAGCAGGCAGUCUCUCGAAGGCCUCUCUGUGCGUUCCAUCAUAUUUGGAGUCUUUCAGUCUCUGGUCGUGCUUCUGUACAUCCUGGACAACGAAACCAACUUCGUUGUCCAGGUCAGCGUCUUCAUCGGCCUUCUCAUUGACCUGUGGAAAAUCACCAAGGUCAUGGACGUCAAGUUGGACAGGGAGAACAAAAUUGCGGGGGUGUUUCCCAGAUUGGUGUUCAAAGACAAGUCCACAUACGUGCAGUCUUCAACCAAGAUCUACGACGAUAUGGCCUUCAGGUACCUUUCGUGGUUGCUCUACCCUCUGUUUGGCUGCUACGCCAUCUACAGUCUAUUGUAUGUAGAGCACAAAGGCUGGUACUCAUGGGUACUAAGCAUGCUCUAUGGCUUCUUGUUAACCUUUGGUUUCAUUACAAUGACGCCACAGCUAUUCAUCAACUACAAAAUGAAGUCUGUGGCCCACCUCCCAUGGAGGAUGCUCACCUACAAGGCUCUCAACACCUUCAUUGAUGACCUGUUUGCCUUUGUCAUCAAGAUGCCCAUGAUGUACAGGAUAGGAUGCCUCAGAGAUGACGUGGUGUUCUUUGUCUACCUUUACCAGCGCUGGAUCUAUCGGGUUGAUCCCAACAGGUUCAACGAGUUUGGCACCAGCGGAGUGGAACGCGUCCCAGAUGUCACGGAAACGGCUGACCCUGCUCUGGCCGCCGCCAUCACAGACAAAGCAGAGGGGGAGAAGAAGAAUGAUUAAGCAAGACGACGACUUAUCUGCCUCCCCGGCCCUCACUUGUGGGGCGACGAGGACUUGUGGAAAUUAGGCAGAGAGGGGCGGCGUCGUCAAGCGAUCCUGGACACCACAACAAAAAAAAGUGCAGUUCAACUGUUCACUGGGAUUUCUGUUUGGAUCCACAGAGAAUGAUGUUCAGUGUAGACUUGGUAAAUUCUUAUUUCUGUUCCCAGCCCUCUCGUUUUGCAGUUCAAGUGAAGUAAAACAAAACGUGAUGUACUGUAUCUGUAUGAUUUCUUGGGUAAUGUCAUGGAGUAGAGGUGGGGAGGAGAACUGGUUUCACUUUUACAACUUUUUUUUAUAUAUAUAUAUAUAUAUAUAUAUAUAUAUAUAUAUAUAUACACACAGAGUAAAAAAGAGGCUACGUGUAGCUUUUUUCUUUGUGUACAUUCCUUGUGAAGUUUUCUUUUCAUUCCAUGUGAGCGUUAUGUUUCGGAUUGCCUGGAACCCGCUGAGUAGUGCUGGAGGAAAACUGCAAAGGUUGUGAGCCACGAAGGAGGUUAAAAUAGAGAGGUUGGGACUGGAGACAAGAUGGACAACCCACCAGGACACUACCCACCAGACCGUGACUACUACCCUCAACUUUAAACAAAUGCUUAAUGUUCUAAACUUGAACGUAAAAAAUAACAGCCUUGUUGGUAUUGAUAUAAAUAUAUUAAUAUUGUCAAUGACUUGAUUUUUUUUUUUUUUGUAUGUCGUUAAACUGCACAGAAUCUCAGCUUGUCAUGUUAAUGUUGUCAAAUCCGUGUAGCGUUGGCUAAUUUGAGAGUCAAAUUUUAAUUUCAUCCCCUCAUCCAAUGUCUGAUUGAUUCACAUUCAAGCUCCAAUAUCGAUCCCCUUCACAGGCGCAGUGGAGUCGGGUGUCUCUUGUUUUAAUUCUGAGUGCUGUAAAUCCUGAAACAAAUAGGUUUCCAUGUUCGUACAUAUUAAAUUUUGAUUCACUCGUGUUUAUAGUAAAACAUAAGUGUAAUUUAAA